Drosophila sechellia is the source of this 1067-nucleotide messenger RNA. Its product is annotated as mucin-5AC. The record is from RefSeq and is a predicted model, not a curated record. Gene Ontology annotation, cellular component: extracellular region. The transcript is spliced from 2 exons. NCBI's taxonomy places the organism in Eukaryota, Metazoa, Arthropoda, Insecta, Diptera, Drosophilidae. Gene Ontology annotation, molecular function: chitin binding. The coding region runs from base 19 to 1047 and encodes 342 amino acids.
AAACAAUUCCAACCCGAAAUGUCGCCUAACCGUGUUUGGUUGCCACUUGGCCUGCCGCUGCUGCUUUUCCUGCUCGGUUGCCUUGUGCCCUCGACUCGUGGCACCUGCAACGUCUGCAACGCCGUCAACAAUCUGACCUGCUACUCCUCGACCCAGAUGCAGCCCUGCCAGGUGGACGUCCUGUCCACGGCCACGCCCACCGAUUGCCCCAGCGGCUAUGUCUGCGUCAGCGGCUCGAGCGGUGUGCUCUGCCAGCAGGAGGACUCGGCAUCCGACGGUCAGGCGGACUGCCAGGAGUGCAACAGGUGCGAUGAGACCCAGACGUUCGCCUGCACCGGAACCCAGAGCUUCGCCCUCUGCCUGGGCACAGAUACCGUCCAGGAUUCGGUGGGCACCUGUGCCUCCGGUUAUGUGUGCAACAUCAACGACACCCAGAUAUGCGGUCUGCCAGCGGAUGGGGUGAUGCCGACCUGUUCGUAUACCGAUGACUCAACCACAACCACAGUGAGCAGCACCACUAGCUCCACCACAGCGGCACCACCGUCCACCAGCUCGGCAUCCAUUUACUGUGCGGCGGUUCAGUCGCAGGGAAAAUACGCGGUCGGAUAUAACGCGUAUACGACCUGUCGCCAGUAUAUCUACUGCACUCUGGUUGGCGGAAGUUGGAUUGGCCAGACCUAUACUUGUCCGGGAUCCAUGUACUUCGACAGUGCCUCCGAGAUGUGUGUGUCCCCCAUGCCGUCCACCUGUUCCACCACUGCAAGCACGACUUCCACGACGACUGCGGCACCCACGACCAGUAAUCCGGAGGCAUAUUGCCAGGCGAUGCAGUCGGCGGGCUACUACCCGGUGGGUACGGAUUCCAGCACCACGUGUCAUCAGUACAUCGACUGUUUUCUGAACGGAGGCACUUGGGGUGGCAAUAUGUACACAUGUCCCGGUAGCCUCUACUACGACAGUGCCAGCAGAACCUGUGUCUCCACCUUACCGUCUACAUGCUCCACCACAGUGGCCAGUUUGACCCUCAAUGGAGUGGUUUUAGAUUAAAAGAGGAAUCUCUAUGCAAA